CACAUUCGUUCCUUCUCUUUUGAGCUCACUUUCCUUUGUGUAGGCGCUGGUCGCCCUCGUUCUAUCUGCUCUCGUUGGCGUCAUUAACGAUCCCCAUCCCAUCCUAAUUGUCGAAACCUUCUCGUAAUCGCUCGACGUCAACAUGCACGCCUCCGCUCUUCUCUACACGGUUCUUCUUGUCGCCUCUGCAGCGACUCUCUCUGCUCGCCCGAUCUUCUCUGGUCCUGUCCCGACAAACGCCGAGAGGAUCGUGUCGCCUUCCCCGGCUGAAGAUCAUGACGCCAACGCGCAUCUGUCUCACGCCCAUAGCAUGUUGGUCCACACGGCGAGCGUCGUCGCCCCCUCGCACUUGCUGGACAAUCGCAUUCCAGCAGCGAAGACGUCGGACUGCACUUCCACGCGCCGGCUGUCCAUGAUGCCCUUAGCGCUGCCGUUCAUCACGCUCGUGCUGUGGAAGACAUGGAUCUACUCCCCCGAAGACUCGAGGCGCGUAAGAAGGAGCCCAAGAAGGAGCCACCCAAAAAGGCCGCUCCUGCGAAACCGAAGCCCGCAAAGAAGAAGCACCACGUCAACUGGAAGAAGGUCGGCAGCACCGCCGCUACCGUUGCUGGAGAUGUGGGCAAAUUCUUCCUGCACUUGUUACGUCGCGAGGAUCCGGAGCUCUUCGCACGUCUGCUCGAUCACGAUGAGGAGUUGAUGGCAAGAGAGGAUCUGGUGGAGCUCUUGAGACGCAGUGGUGGUGAUAUGGUUCUAGACCGCCUGUACUAGAGCAUCUUGGGACUAGGAUGUUGUUUCGUGGAGUCAGCUUUGUCUAGCCUCUUGAACAAAUGGCGAACACACGUUCACAGCUAAGUCCACAACGUUGGGCCCCGCACAAAAGGUGCGUAUAGGAGCGGAGGUCAUCAAACGUUGGCAUUCGGUGAUCCGGACACUGUGCCGCUCAACCUGGGCCGACGUACCUAAGG
This is a messenger RNA of Fomitopsis serialis, 965 nucleotides long. RefSeq lists its product as uncharacterized. The record is from RefSeq and is a predicted model, not a curated record. The transcript has 5 exons. NCBI's taxonomy places the organism in Eukaryota, Fungi, Basidiomycota, Agaricomycetes, Polyporales, Fomitopsidaceae. The coding region runs from base 143 to 697 and encodes 184 amino acids.